CUGGGAAUUGGGAUCAAAGUCCAGGUUACCUCGCAAAACUUACUGAACUGAAGCUAAAACGAAGAUGAAGAAUUUAAUUCUAGUAUUUACUGUCAUCGCUAUGGCAGCCAUGGUGUCUGCGCAAUGGGAUGAAAUUCUAGAACCAUGUAUCGUAAAUGGUGUGCUUUACAAGGUGGGACAGGAAUUUAAAGACCGAUGCAAUUCAUGCACAUGUGUUGAGAAUGGGGUCGCAGUCUGCACCAAGUUGACCUGCUCUGAUGAUGUAUGUCACCAAAAUGGUGUGACUUACAAAAUUGGAGAAAGUUUCGAAGACAAUAUGGAAGACCGUUGCAAAAAAUGCACGUGUAUUGAAGGUGGGACCAUAACUUGCAUCAAGACUUCCUGUCCUGUAAAGGAAUGUGUUGUAAAUGGCGUGACUUACAAGGUUGGAGACUAUUUCAAGGACGAAUGCAAUAAAUGCAUAUGUCUUGAGGGAGGGAAUCCAUCUUGCACCAAGACAAUCUGCCCUAAAGAAUGUGUUGCAAAUGGUAAGCGUUACAAUCCUGGAGACCUUUACAAAGACGGAUGCGAAAUAUGCAUAUGCCGUGGUGGGUACGCAGAGUGCUUCAAGGGGUUUAUGCUCACAUGUCGUAAAACUCGUACAGGUGCAUCUGCAGACUGUACCAGGAUGGCCUGCCGUAAGUUGUCUUAA
This is a messenger RNA of Halichondria panicea, 691 nucleotides long. Its product is annotated as kielin/chordin-like protein. The transcript is spliced from 11 exons. Lineage: Eukaryota; Metazoa; Porifera; Demospongiae; Suberitida; Halichondriidae. The coding region runs from base 65 to 691 and encodes 208 amino acids. Gene Ontology annotation, molecular function: peptidase inhibitor activity; protein binding. The record is from RefSeq and is a predicted model, not a curated record. Gene Ontology annotation, biological process: negative regulation of BMP signaling pathway. Gene Ontology annotation, cellular component: AMPA glutamate receptor complex.